UUGCAGAGCUGGCAGGUUAAAUACACCACUACAGUAUCACAUAAGAGGGAAUACAGACACGGAGAGCCAAGAGCUCCCUUUUAAGUAGGCUAAAUAUUUAAUUGAAUUUGGUUGAUGGUGCAACAUGGUAAAACAUUUUUUUGUUUUGUAAUUGUACUGAAAUUGAAUUAAAAAAACGUUUAACUGAAUGAAGAAGCACUGAACUGGAGAGCUAGGAAGAAAAAACGAAUUCCCAAGCGAGGAAAUACGCGGGACGUGGUUUUUAGCAUGAUCUCUUUUGAAUUGACCCUAGCUUACUCGAUAUUCUGCAAUCAAUUACAAGUAUUUGAGGACGACGUCGUAACAUUUUGGUAAUGGCCACACCGUCGGUUGUUGAUUACCAUCAUGAGAAGGAGGAGGAUACGGCGAAGGUGCCGGAUGAAGAGCUCCGGGCCCGCCUUUCCGACUGACGCUUCUCCCUCCCUGUACCAUCGAAGCUCCCUCCGCUACUACUACCUUUCUGAACUGCCUUAACACAGUCAGCUGUGGAAGAUCGUACCCGAAGUCAAUACCAGCUACAUUUGUUUUGUUUUUAAAUAGUAUUUGAGAUGAUCUUUAAUGAAAAGCGCUAUCUAAAAUAAAUGUACUAUUUUUAAACAGAAAUAGAGUUCCAGGUCACACUUUAUUUGUUUAGUUCCAAAUAAAUGAUUUACAGCCAGGCAUACUUUCGACCAACGAGCUGUUGAUAACUGCUUGCUAUGGUUAUGGUUCGCUUAGAAUUCGUGUAAGGGUUACGUUUAGGGCUGGGGUUAGGAUAAGGGCAUGGCUUAGGGUUAGUAGAUAGCGGUAGUUAGUUGACAUGUUGACCGUUAUUGAACAUCUACAAACCAUCUACUUGGGACUAUCCAAAUAAUGUGUUACCGAAAUCCAUUCUAAACCCUGCAUAAUGGCAUUCUGCAGAUAUGGGACAUAAAGAAUCCCAUUUCUAUGCGACCGGGAGGGUCACAAUGCCGACGCUUCACAUGGAACUCCAGAACCCAAGAGAUAUAUGUCCAGAACUCUCAAGAAAUCUUCAGUUCUUGAUCGACAAAACAACGAGAGAUAAAGCAUUAGCGAGAGAGACAGCAUUAUGGCGAGCUUUUCAUUCAUUCUCCCUGAAGACGGACAUUGUUCUUUUAAAGACAACGACGUUAACUCAGGGUGGAUCUCAAUGGUGACCCAACUCAACACCCUUGAAGGUCCAGAGUCAGAGAGUCAGAACAUCCGUCUGAGCUUUGCAAAGGUACUUGGCGACAAGUACCACUACGCGAAUGCCAUCGACAGCUCUCUGCUCUGGACUGUUGGGUACACCCCCUACAUUCCCCCAGCUCUGAAAGGAAGAAGCUUCCCCUCUGUCAAGAGCUUCUUCCUGGAUGAGUGGGAGCCACUGACACUCCUGCAGACUCCUCAGGUUCUGUCCACCAUUGUUUCCACCGAGGAAGACAACCUGAUCCAGUCUGCUGCAGGCCUAGUGUCUCUGGUUCUGUCCACCAGUGUUGCCAUCGUGGAGAAUUACCUGAUUCAGUCUGCUGCAGGCCUAGUGUCUCAGGUUCUGUCCACCAGUGUUGCCAUCGUGGAGAAUGACCUGAUCCAGUCUGCUGCAGGCCUAGUGUCUCAGGUUCUGUCCACCAGUGUUGCCAUCGUGGAGAAUGACCUGAUCCAGUCUGCUGCAGGCCCAGUGUCUCAGGUUCUGUCUACCAGUGUUGCCAUCGUGGAGAAUGACCUGAUCCAGUCUGCUGCAGGCCUAGUGUCUCAGGUUCUGUCCACCAGUGUUGCCAUCGUGGAGAAUGACCUGAUCCAGUCUGCUGCAGGCCCAGUGUCUCAGGUUCUGUCUACUAGUGUUGCCAUCGUGGAGAAUGACCUGAUCCAGUCUGCUGCAGGCCUAGUGUCUCAGGUUCUGUCUACCAGUGUUACCGUUGUGGAGAAUGACCUGAUCCAGUCUGCUGCAGGCCUAGUGUGUCUGGUUCUGUCCACCAUUGUUACCAUCGUGGAGAAUGACCUGAUCCAGUCUGCUGCAGUCCUAGUGUCUCAGGUUCUGUCCACCAGUGUUUCCAUCGUGGAGAAUGACCUGAUCCAGUCUGCUGCAGGCCUAGUGUCUCAGGUUCUGUCCACCAGUGUUGCCAUCGAGGAAGACAACCUGAUCCAGUUUGCUGCAGGCCUAGUGUCUCUGGUUCUGUCCACCAGUGUUACCAUCGUGGAGAAUGACCUGAUCCAGUCUGCUGCAGUCCUAGUGUCUCAGGUUCUGUCCACCAGUGUUUCCAUCGUGGAGAAUGACCUGAUCCAGUCUGCUGCAGGCCUAGUGUCUCAGGUUCUGUCCACCAGUGUUGCCAUCGAGGAAGACAACCUGAUCCAGUCUGCUGCAGGCCUAGUGUCUCAGGUUCUGUCUACCAGUGUUGCCAUCGUGGAAAAUGACCUGAUCCAGUCUGCUGCAUUCCUAGUGUCUCAGGAGCUGUCUACCGGUGUUGUCAUCGUGGAGAAAGACCUCAUCCAUUCUGCUGCAAACCUAAUGUCUCAGGAUAAUGACUCUACACUGAGAGACUCCAACCAACCUGAGAUCCACGUGGAUGAUGUCUCAACCAAGAGAAGUAGACUUACCAUCACUAUUUCUAUGGUUUCAACCAAGAGUUGCCUUGUUGCUUUACAUGAAGUUGAUGCUAGUCCUACAAGCCUGGAGCAAUCUGCAGAGAAAAUGUCUACUUCUACUACUGAUGUCAACGACAUCUCAACUGCGGCUGCCAAUAAGAAGAGGUGUGGAUUAUUCUCAUUUGUCUGGAGAGCUCUCAGGGGGAAGAACAAGAAGCCUCUAAGCUAAAUUGUCUUCCAAGAGGACGAAAUCAACAAGGAUGUGAGCAGCCUCACCUGCGACCACAACACUACACAGGGAGAUCACUGAUGCAGGCACCCAUAAUGGUGUUCCUAUGUUUUAUCCCACUUUGUCUUCAUCCCCAAAUCCUUUCCCCUACCCCACCCCACCCAUCUUCAGUGAACCUUUUGUCAUUGCAUUUGAUUGUGCUUUGUCUUCCAUUGGGAUCACUGUCAUUGAAAAGGGAAGGGGUUUCGUAGUUCAACUACUUGUCAAUAAAUCACUGGUUAACUUCAAAUUGAGACAACCGAGGCAAAGACGAUGUUGCUAAUGCGAUCAGUUAUAUCCACAUUUUCCUGGAGAAUAACAGGCAUUCUCGCUCAGGGCCUCAAGAUGGAGUAGUAAGCACAAUUAUAAUGGUUCCCCUCAUAAUGAUGCUUUUAUCAGCUGUUGGAUAUGGGGAUAUUCCCAUAUUAGGAAUUCCUGUGGGAGAUUUAUACCGGUGAAUAAGUAUGAUAAUUGGACAUGGAUUUUCUAUGGCUACUGAGUAUUUCCAUCAUAUGAUUGUAGCCUAGGUUAUGAUUCUGUUAUGAUGAGGUUAACAAUGCAGUUGUCUCCUUAGACAUGACUGACUCAUGGUAUUGAAAUCUAUUACACCACAUUGAUGCAUCAUGAAAUAACCCAUGUGUGUAGGAGUUUAACCACAGGCUUAAUGUAGCCAAGGUGUCCAUGUAAUGCAAGUGUGCUUUCUGUUUGUUCUUUGUGAGCUAUUGCCAGAUGAAUAUAUAUAACAGAUGAUAUGACAUGGCUAUAGUUGAUGUUUUCCCUCAUUUUUCAAACCACCACCAACAAACACCAACCCUGUUCUCAAUUAAAUGCACUAUUCCAUUCUAUUUCUGAAGCUACAAAA
Messenger RNA from Oncorhynchus kisutch (coho salmon), 3731 nucleotides. Its product is annotated as topoisomerase I damage affected protein 7. The transcript has 3 exons. The record is from RefSeq and is a predicted model, not a curated record. The coding region runs from base 1109 to 2830 and encodes 573 amino acids. NCBI's taxonomy places the organism in Eukaryota, Metazoa, Chordata, Actinopteri, Salmoniformes, Salmonidae.